Aspergillus melleus is the source of this 498-nucleotide messenger RNA. RefSeq lists its product as uncharacterized. The transcript is spliced from 2 exons. Bases 1 to 498 code for a protein of 165 amino acids. Gene Ontology annotation, cellular component: mitochondrial outer membrane. The record is from RefSeq and is a predicted model, not a curated record. Lineage: Eukaryota; Fungi; Ascomycota; Eurotiomycetes; Eurotiales; Aspergillaceae. Gene Ontology annotation, biological process: autophagy of mitochondrion.
AUGACCCUCCUCAUAACCCGCACAUCCGCCAUCCUCGGCGUCGGCCUCGGUCUCGGCCUCUCCCUAUCUCCCUCCUCCCCAUUCCGCUCCACCCCGAUGCAAUGCCAAUACACAGCACCGUAUCCGCGGACCACAGCGUCCGCCGAAUCCGGCUGGGCCAUUGACUCCCAGGACCCUCUCCUGCAGAAGCAAGGCACCACGGGCCCGGCCAGCGGCAUCUUCACGGCGUCCAAUAUGCGUCAGGUCAGCUUGGGGAGCGUGCUGGGUCUCGUGGCGGGGGUUGGAUUGCGGGCGUUUUCGAAGGCCCUAGUGGUGUUGUUGGGUAUGGGUGUUGUUGUGGUUGAGUGGGCCGCUGCGAAGGGGUACAAUAUUCUCCCCCUGCAGAAGAUGCAGAAAUAUGUGAAGGGAGUGGAUUUGCAGAAGGCAGUGUCCAAGCAGAUUCCGUUCAAGUUGAGCUUCGGGGCGACGAUGGCGCUGGCGGCGUUUGCGCAGUUUUGA